GGUGUCUCUGUCCUCAUCCCCUUUGUAAUCGCCGUGCGUGCACGCGGAAAUAGGUGUUGGUUACGGGCUCGUUCCCGAUACUGAACGCGGUGACGUACGUUAUCCGCCGCCUGUUGGUCUUUCACAGUUGGUGACGAGUGUUAUGAAAAUGGCCUCGACCCUGCCCGUAGGAACGAACAGCCGGAGAAGAUGACGAUGUUGAGCUUUUUAAGUCGGCUGAACACCAAAGUGUCUUCUUUGAACACGUAGGUAUUCGUGGAGUUAACGGAAACGGAGAGACUCUCGGCGAGGAAACGGCUAAAAAUACCGCAGACCACCGCAUAUUUUCGCUGGGCUCGGGAGCCACCAUGGAGGAUAUCAACUCUAAUAUCAACGCGGACUUGGAGGUGCGGAAGCUCCAGGACUUGGUGAAGAAACUCGAGCAGCAAAACGAACAGCUUCGGAGCAGGUCGACGAUGUUGUCCUCGUCCGGGGCCAUGUCAGGGAACCACAGACCCCUCAGCGCCGGCUACGACCCGUCGUCCCUGUCCGCGGGGAUGGCAGCCGGUCUGGCCGGCUUCCCUGGGGUGGGGUUCGUCGGUACGGGGGGCUACGGUGGGCUGCUGGAGAACAACCGCUGCCUGAGCCCCCGGCUGUCCUACGACGGCAUCAGCUUCAGGAGGGCGUAUGAAUGUGACGGGGCAUCGGCCGCCACCUCCGUGUCGAGUAUGAACUCACUUUAUUCAGACACUACCGGGAGCUAUAAAGACGAAGGGGAAACCACGAUCCUAGAUGAAGUGGAAAUCUUAGAUCUCGAAGAUAUGGACUGUCUACACGAAGACGAGGACAGCUGGUUGUACGAGGCGAAGCUGAACAGUCCCCUGCAAAAGACCUUGAGUCCUGUUGUGUGGUGUCGCCAAGCUCUGGAUCACCCCAGUCCCGAGAUGGAGUCUGCAAAGCGCUCCCUCAUCCACAGGCUGGACCUCACUAUGUCAGCCAACAAGCGCAGGAGCCUGUAUGGAAGUCCCUACAACCAGCAGAGUUAUGGAAGCCCCUACAGCACAAACGCAGCUAACAGCCCUUAUAGCAGUGGCUUCAACUCCCCCUCCUCCACCCCCAGCAGAGUGCCCAUCGUCAGACAACAGUUAAUGCCCAGUAACGCAGCACACCAGCGAAACGUGGCAGCAGACAGGAAUCCUCCGGCUGUGAGUCCGCAGUCGUCGGUGGACAGCGAGCUGAGCACCUCAGAAAUGGAUGAGGACUCAGUGGGCUCAUCAACGACCUACAAACUCAACGACGUCACCGACGUCCAGAUACUGGCACGCAUGCAGGAAGAGAGUCUGAGGCAGGAUUACGCCGCCACAGCAUCCAGACGGAGUUCGGGUUCGUCCUGCCACUCGCUGCGGCGCAGCACCUUCAGCGACCAGGAGCUGGACGCGCACAGUCUGGAGGACGACGAGGAGGCGGUGCACCCGGCCUUCCACCUGCCCUCCAGCCGCUUCAGCCCCUCGCCUCGCCACUCUCCCCGCGCCUCCCCCAGAAAUUCUCCCCGCUCGCGCUCCCCUGCCCGCUCCAUCGACUACAGCCACAGCCACAGCCGCGGCUCGCCUCAGCCCAUCAUCAGCCGCCUGCAGCAGCCCCGCCACUCUCUGCAGGGCCACGGGCACGACAUGCAGACCAACGUGGUGAAGAACGAAGAAAAGCUGCGUCGUAGUCUUCCCAACCUCACGCGCUCCUCGGCGGCGGCGGCGGCGGCGGCGCAGGCGCAAGAGCCCGUCAAGAACAGCCGCAGCUGCGAGUCCAACCUGCAAGUGCCAAACGGCGGCUCUCCCCGACACCAGAGCCAGUCUGCUACAGCAGCUCACGUCCCGAGAUACUCAACCCCUUCUCGCUCCUCCCCGAAACCCAAACAGCACCUCCAAAGCCCAGCUGCCCUGAGAGUCCCACUCUCCUGUUGCUUUGGAGAAGAAAGUGAUUUCAUCCCUUCUCCCAGCAAGCUGCGAACCCCCGCCACCCCUUCCCCGCUGGCCUUGAGGCAGCCGGUAAAGGCCACAUCCACCCCCAAUUCUGCCAACUCCACCCCCACCCGCUCCCUGGCUCCCCCACGUAGCGGCCUGCCUCGACCCAGUGCUAGUGCGGGAGGAGGCAUCCCUCUGCCCCGCAGUAAACUGGCCCAGCCCGUGCGCAGAUCUCUUCCUGCUCCUCGGAGCUACAGUGGAACAGGUGACAACUGGAGAGAAGGUUGUUACUGAAGCGGGCCAGCAGGGGGCUCUGCAGUCACACUAUCGACACAAGGAGGCAGACAUGACAACAUGGCACUUUAUCUACUACCUAGAUAACUUUUACAGUCGAGAGAGAGAGAGUGACUAGGGCUCUAAUAAAUAUCUACAAUUCACAAUAUUAAAAAAAAAAAAAAAAAAGGAGAGGACAGCGUCCACCUGGCGUCCACCUCCUCCCAUCGUGCUCCUCUGUGGGGUCUGGCUCUGGAGGGAUCAGGCAUGCAGUGCAGACAACCAGGUAAAUGCCAAAGAAACCAGCCCGACUCCAGCUCCGACAGCAGAGGACACAUCACCUGCCUUGGUUCGGCUGCGAUCAUCUGUCAGACUGUCCAUAUCUCUACAUGCCCGGCUUCCUUUUCCUCCCCCUCCUCCCUCCUCCUCCUUCCCCCUCUGUUCCUCCUUCACCUCCCUCAGGUUGAAAUGUUUCCACACAUUUCUCUCUUUAUGCUCUGUGUUUAACAGAUGUUGGUGGGCGAUCUCUAUGACGAUGCUGUGCAGGUGAACUGUGCCGUAAUGUUAGAGAAUUGUUGAUGUCUUGCAACAGUGAAAGCACCUGUGUGUGGGUAUAACAUUUAAGAAUCGUUCCUCUUGUAAAAUCAGCCAGAAUGUAUGCACAAGUUUGUUUUGGAAAUUAUUUAUUCAAAUUAUUUAAGAUGUGUAUGUCCAAACAUCCAUAUCAGUAUUUUGUUUUUAAAAUUUCAGUUCUUUUAAGAAAAAAAAAAAUGUACAUUUUGAACCUCAACUUCAAGCUAACUCUCCAAAGCCUUUAUUUUUUUUUUCUUUUAAAGUGUCAGAUCAAGACGUGUGAGACACCCAGUUGAUUAGCGACACCUCGGCCAAAGCCUCAGUUUGACCCGUACCACGGUUUGCCAAGAUGACUUUUAAAAAAAAAGCCUGAACUAUUGUGUAUCUUUUACCCAUUCAGCCAAUGAAACCAAGAAAAGUUUGAUGUGCUUCAUUAAUUCCCCCUUCACAGAUCUGUCGGUGUGUAACGUUCAUGCGAUGAAAGCAUCCUGUCUCGAACAAGGAGACAAGUUAAAUACGUUUUGACUGGAUUUUACCUCUUGUGCUAUGCGAAUGAAUCAAAAGGCAUGCCAGUGUUAGGGAAGGUGUUCUGGUAAUUGGUGUGGUGGGUGUUCUUAAAACUAGUGCCUAUAAUUUAGAGUUUCACUUGGGUUUGAGCAUCAUGUUUUGUUUGUAUCAUUUUGUGCCAACUUUGCCAAUAUUGUUUGCAUCUCUGCUCAUUUGAUUUGCUUGCCUUCGUUUGUCUUUCUAAUGGAAUCAACACAUUUAUAAUUGCUUUAAAAGUGUUUAUAAUGCGCCUUCAUAUUUAUAACUAAUUAGUCAUUAUGUAAAUGAAACUAUUUAUUAAAGAGAGAGGUGCCUCUGUCAAAGCUCAGUUUCGGUGGGAAGCUAAGGACGAAUGUUGCAAAAAGACAUACCACACCUUUUGUGUGAACGUUUUUGUUAUUGAACUUUUUUUUAUAUCCACAAACAUGACAUUCAGUUUCCCUGUGUAAAGCCACAUUUCAAAUAAAAGCUGAAAACGUGG
Molecule: messenger RNA, 3810 nt
Organism: Mugil cephalus (flathead mullet)
Lineage: Eukaryota; Metazoa; Chordata; Actinopteri; Mugiliformes; Mugilidae
Gene: slain2
Product: SLAIN motif family, member 2
Exons: 10
Coding region: 348-2231 (627 amino acids)
Biological process (GO): cytoplasmic microtubule organization; microtubule nucleation; positive regulation of microtubule polymerization
Cellular component (GO): microtubule plus-end
Source: RefSeq, a predicted model, not a curated record